Molecule: messenger RNA, 3908 nt
Organism: Sycon ciliatum
Lineage: Eukaryota; Metazoa; Porifera; Calcarea; Leucosolenida; Sycettidae
Product: pleckstrin homology domain-containing family G member 2-like
Exons: 19
Coding region: 163-2892 (909 amino acids)
Molecular function (GO): small GTPase binding; guanyl-nucleotide exchange factor activity
Source: RefSeq, a predicted model, not a curated record
AAAGCGCGGGUAGAACUAUCAUUCUAUGUCAGUAUGUUGUUGCAGUCGACAACUUUUUCUUUCAGCAACAGCUACUAGAAUGCUGGCCAUAGUCCUAGAUCUCGCCCGCAUUACUAGUAGUGCUUAGUAGCGCGGCGCUAUGGAGGGAAUGUUCUGGUAGUAAUGCCGACUAGGCUGAUUGUCGACAGUUCGUUCACAGGUUUUGAAGGGAAGCAACCAUUGAUCGUCAAACCUUGUGAAAGUCUUGUUGAUUUGAGUCCACAGUCUUCAUCAUCUCGCAGCGAUCUGCACACAGCUCGUGCUACAACUGCUACGGGGACUGGUGGUGGCAUCCGACGGAAACUCUCACUACGAAGAUCAAGCAGCUUUCGAGGAUUCCGUCGAGCAGGAAGACCUGAAAGGACGGCACCACUCCUGCCCGCAGUAGAAGAAACUAAAAGAAGUCCAGCAGCCGCUCAUCAUCCUGCUCGGUUGUCAUCUGGCCUUCCUGCAAGUCGCGUGAGUGGACUGGGCGCGCGUGUUUCUGAAUCCAUCUGCCCUACAAGUACAAGUAGUAGUAGUGCUAGUAGUAGCCGCAACAGCACUGACGGCAUUCUCACAGGCGGGUACCCUGGGUGCAGGCAAACAGGUAGUGACAGCAAAGACACGAGCAACGACUAUGCAAUCAAGCGUGACGACGAUUUAGAAAUUGGAUAUUCCAGAAGUCGUUCAGUCAGUAGCUUCGGCUCCGUGGGAGAAACGAAGCCAGGCGUGUUCGUAAGGUCAGUGGCUGGACGUUGUAGCGAGCGAGUUCGAUCUGGAAGCGCUGGCUAUCGUGGGCAAAUCAACAAACAGUUACGAAGGAUCCCUUCGCACUUGCUGAAGAAUAUCUUCACAUCUGCCACAGCAGCUAGUCGAGUGAGAUCGACCUGUGCUGGGAGUGCUGACACGGAUCAGGCGACAAUUUGCCGUUUGGUCAACAUCAAGCCUGUGAUUAGAAGAGUGGACAUUCCCCGAGGUGCUGUGAGUAGUGCAGCUGGUGCCGAAACAAUGUCGGAUAAACCAGCUGACCCGGCUUUGCCUUCGCCAAAUGAAACAGACGGCGGAGCUCUGUCAUUCAUGUCCAAAGUCACUGAUGAUGAUGUGUCUUCUAUUGGAUCGGGGGAGAGACGUGAAAAAUGGCAGAUGGUCAUCAAUGAAGUAAUCUCAACUGAACAGGCGUACGUAGAAGCUUUGGAUGGCGUAAUCACAGGAUAUAUCAAGGCAGUCGGACCAUAUGCUACAGCCCUGCAAAUCACUCCUAGCGAUUUGGAAGUUCUCUUCUGCAACAUCACAAAGUUGUAUGAGCUGAAUAGCUCGUUGUUAGAUGACUUAGUCAAAUGUGAAAAUGAGCCGGUAGCACUUUGUGCUUGCUUUGUCAAAAGAAAAGAAAGCUUCAACCACUACACAGAGUAUUGCACCAAUUUUCCGAGGUCUGUUGCUAAGCUGGAAAGCAUGUUGAAGCGUGAAGGGUCACCAGCUGCCGAGUUUUUCAAGGGAUGUCAACGCCGUGUGAAGCACACCUUGCCUCUUGGCUCUCAGCUGAUCAAGCCUGUCCAGAGAAUAUUGAAGUAUCACCUGCUCAUGAGGGAACUGGUGAAGAACUGCAAAGAUUCCUUCAGCGAUAGCGAGUUGGCAACGGUUCAGGAUGCAUGUGAGGUUAUGCAAGGAGUUGCAAGUCAUAUCAAUGAAAUGAAGAGACAGAAUGAAAAAGCCCUAUAUAUUCAGGAACUGCAAUCAAGACUGGUGGACUGGGAGGGUGAUGAGCUCGCAAGCUAUGGAGAUAUUCUGAAAGAGGGUGUGCUGCGACACCCGAAAAAGCUGUUUGGAUUCACUGAGAGAAAGGUGUACCUAUUUGAGACGCUCUUUCUUAUAACCAAAGAAAGAGACGGCGAUUUGCUCGUCAAGCCAUCUUAUCAGGUUGGAGAUCUAGGUGUGGUUGAUCUUGACGAGAGUGGAGUUGCGUUUAGACUAUCUCAACUUUCUCAAAUCUCCAAAACUACCACACUCCAUGCCCAGACUGAUGAAGAGAAGAAACAGUGGAUUGAGGUACUACGUCGGACAAUAGUAGCCAGUGACAGCCGACUGUCAGAAGAGACAAAGAAGCAGCUUCUUGCAGCGAUAUGCAAAGAAACCAAAGAGACAAGAAGUAAGCCUACUUUGAAGCGAUUCAGCUCUGAAAGAAUGUCAUCUCCUGAUCUGAAAGCUAGCAGUACGGUAGUGGGCGGCAGCGUAUCACCAAGAUGGAGAAGAGCAACAGUCAGCAGCGCACCGGAUGACGACCUUGGGAAAGUCAAAGAAGUUUGUAGUGCUGUCGAAACUGAAGGCACUUCUUCUGCUCCUGCAAUGCCGCUUGAUGUCAAACUAAGUCCACUACCACCGCGUCCACCUCAGCCAACCUGGCUGAAACCACCUACCUCACCAUCUGAUUCCAUUUCUUCUACUGCAACAUCACCUGGUCUGCGCGAUCGCUUUUCUCGUUUGUUUAGCCGGGAAGCCACUGUAGGUGAAGACUGCACUGAUGGUGGGCUCCAACAGAAGCCAUCCCACAACGCUGGGAAAGGAUCCAGCAGCCCAGAGCUGCCGUCAGCGACACAUAACCAAACACUUGAAACAGACACGACACAGCCAGAGGCAAAGAAGACCAGACAACGUCCAUCAUUGUACUUCCCCAUGAUGGCUUCAUUUGUACUAUUGUGUAGCGUGAUAGUGUUUCUUCAGACUGGAGCAGACCCUGUUGUUCUUGCUGUAGCUACUGGAGCUAUUCUGGCUGGUGUAUUUCUGACUUCAUCGUCCAGCAAACACACACAUGAACAUCAACACAAACUGAAACACUCUCCUGUAAAGUCUUCUGCAAAGUCUACUGUCAAGUAGUAGUAGCAGACAGCAGACAGUAGACAGUAGACAGUAGACAGUAGACAGUAGACAGCAGGUGAUCAGCUGAUUUACCUGCUGCUUCUCACCGGCCAAGUGAAAGCUGGAGCUAGAAGGCCGGAAUGGCUGCUGGAAUGGUUGCCGGUAUGCCGUUCAGAGCUGGCUCAAAAGUUGCUGGGAACGGCGGAUGAUGCUGGGAAUGCUGGGAACGGUGGAUGAUGCUGAAAAUGCUGGGAUCAGUGGAUGAUACUGAAAUGACAUACAUGGUUGGUAAUCGAAUUGCUUCCAUGGCUUCUUCUGCUAACUUUUAACAUGCCGCUCUUGCUGCUGCUGCUUCUGCUAUUGCUGCUUCUGCUAUUGCUGCUUCUGCUAUUGCUGCUGCUGCCGCGGCUGCUGCUGCCAGGGUGGCACUGGCUGAUGCUGUCAGCACUGUCACUGCCGCUGCUGUACAUAGGCACAUGCAGGCAUGUGAGGUUUGAUGUUCGGAUAUCAGUAGAGAGUGGUGUACACAUGCAGGCAUGUGAUAAUGUGUGUGUUGCUGCUGCCUGGCUUUGUGUGCAAGUCAGUCAGUGUAUCCACUGUUUGCUUGGACAUAGACCAUUGUCAUGCCAGGCACGUCUAGCUCAGCUUCUCAUGCUCUGUUUGCACCUGUCAAUCAAACACGAGUACCUGAUACAUACUCAUGGUUCUUCAGCCACCGACAUUUCCUCGACUUUAUCACGAGUUAGAACUGCCUGUGAAUUGAAUUCUGUGAAAUGGAUGAUUUGUUCUGACGAGCACUAUGUGCAUGCCAUUGCAGUCAACAAGUGCACUUUGGACAUGGAAUUGUUGUGACUAGUGAUGAAAACUCUGCAAUGCGGUUACUGCAUCAUUCAUCAUACCAAGAUAGGCUGCGGCGGCAGUGCUCAUAGAGUAUAUUUUGACCAUCACUACUAGUACUAGCACUAACACUAGCAUUGCAGCACUGAUGGUCAUCGAGUCAAGCCCUUAUCACUGUACACACAAUUUGUAGUGCA